Prosopis cineraria is the source of this 1476-nucleotide messenger RNA. Its product is annotated as probable calcium-binding protein CML44. NCBI's taxonomy places the organism in Eukaryota, Viridiplantae, Streptophyta, Magnoliopsida, Fabales, Fabaceae. The record is from RefSeq and is a predicted model, not a curated record. The coding region runs from base 355 to 807 and encodes 150 amino acids. The transcript is spliced from 2 exons. Gene Ontology annotation, molecular function: calcium ion binding.
UGCUUCUUGGCCAAUCUGCCCAAUAUGAAAAGAUUCUGACCAAGACCUCACGCAGGGAAAUGCAGAAGAAACCUCCACCUGAUGCUUAAGGAAUUAAAAGCUGCUUUCGAAAGCAAUGCCUGCGAAACUUCCUCGUCCCUGCUUUGAACAUGCUCAUCCUGAAUCUGGCCUACGUCUCGUACUUCCCCGUGCACCACCAGCCUCAGUUUACGUAACAGACUCGAGCGCCUCGCUCUUAUUUUCCCAUAUAUAACUUGGCGUGAAACGUUAACACAAUAAGCUUAUGUACAUAUCAUUUUAGAGUACCAUAUAUUGAUAUCCAAGAUUCAACGAUCAAUCCCCGUUUUAUGUACCAUGUGCUCCCUAACCCGCAAUGACUUGCGGAGGAUCUUUGAGAAGCUGGACGAGAACAGCGAUGGUCAUGUUAGUCUCGAGAAUAUAAACAGACUACUGGAGAAUACAGGCUUCCACUUUGUAGCAGAGGAGGUUGAGUCUCUUGUGGGGAAGAAGAAACUUGACUUGGACGAGUUCUUGAAGUUUUACGAGUCCAUGUCGAGUAGUGGCAAUAGCAGAGGGGGUGAUGAAGAAGAAGAAGAAGAACUGGUGAAGGCGUUCGAGGUGUUCGACAUGGAUGGAGAUGGAUUCAUCAGUGGCCAGGAGGUGGAGUGUGUGCUCAAGAGGCUUGGAUUGUGGGACCCCAGGAGCUGCAAAGAUUGCGCCUCCAUGAUCUGCCUUUACGACACCAAUCUGGAUGGCGUGCUUGAUUUCCAUGAAUUUAAGAACAUGAUGUUGCUUACCAUCCCUUAAAUAUUAACCUUCCUUCUAUUUUUGCUCCCUCCAAUUCUCCUUCACUUUUGGCCCUAUUUGAUUUCUAUUCUUCUUCAUGCGCGACAGUCUCUUGCCUCUCCCUCACAAGGACAAAGCCAUGUUCUCCUUUUACUUGCCUCAUUGAUGCCUCCACCACCACGGCCACCAAGUUCAGGACGUAUUGGAGCUUGUCGCACUUCAAGGGCAACUGCAGUGACUUCACCAAGCAGAUCAAACCUCGCCAAGGUCGCCACCAAUGGAGGAAAGACUUGGGUCGUUGGUCAUUCUCCUUCUUCUCUCAUCUUCAAUCUCCUUCUCCCUUCAGAUCUGGCGGUGGCACUGGUGGGGGAUGGUGUUGGCAUCGAUAGAGGACUACAUCAGCAUCGGCGGAUGAGAGGGGCAUCGGCGUUAGUGUUGCUUGGUUUGAAAUUGCAUUAAGUGAGUGAGGGUUGAGGGAGAGAGACAAAGGUGAGGGUAAUUUAGUCUAAAAAUAAUCAAAUUCAGAAUUAAUUUUUCAAUAACAUGGGAGUGAUGGUAUUGGAUAAUCCCACCUAGGUGGGAUUGGGAUUGGAAUUAAAUUUCUCACUCCCUCAUACCAAACAUAAAAAGGUAGGAUUAUUCAAUUCCCAAUACCAGUCCUACACUCCCAAUCCUUCCUACCAAACAAGG